Dracunculus medinensis (Guinea worm) is the source of this 1641-nucleotide messenger RNA. NCBI's taxonomy places the organism in Eukaryota, Metazoa, Nematoda, Chromadorea, Rhabditida, Dracunculidae. The record is from the annotation of a GenBank genome assembly.
AUGGCUUCAACUGAGCUAACAAAACAAGAUCGAGAAGCGAAGCCACAAAUAAAAAUCGGCCAUUAUAUUCUUCAUCAAACGUUAGGUGUUGGGACUUUCGGCAAAGUUAAAGUUGGCAUUCAUGAAGCAACAAAUUACAAGGUAGCAGUAAAAAUUUUGAAUCGGCAGAAAAUCAAAACGCUUGAUGUUGUUGGAAAAAUUCGUCGAGAAAUUCAAAAUUUAUCACUUUUUCGACAUCCCCAUAUCAUCCGUUUAUAUCAAGUAAUAAGUACUCCAACUGAUAUCUUUAUGAUGAUGGAAUAUGUAGCAGGCGGCGAACUUUUUGAUUAUAUUGUAAAGCGUGGAAAAUUGAAGACUCCCGAAGCUCGGCGUUUUUUUCAACAGAUAAUUUCCGGUGUAGAUUAUUGUCAUCGUCAUAUGGUUGUCCAUCGUGAUUUAAAACCUGAAAAUUUACUUCUUGAUGACAAGAAUAAUGUGAAAAUAGCUGACUUUGGUCUUUCAAAUAUAAUGACUGAUGGCGAUUUUUUGAGGACAAGCUGUGGUAGUCCAAAUUAUGCAGCACCAGAAGUGAUCUCUGGCAAAUUGUAUGCAGGUCCUGAAGUGGAUGUAUGGUCUUGUGGCGUUAUACUUUAUGCGCUACUCUGUGGAACAUUGCCAUUCGACGAUGAGCAUGUUCCAACUCUUUUCCGCAAAAUAAAAUCUGGAAUAUUCCCCAUUCCGGAUCAUUUAGAAAAACCUUUAGUUAAUUUAUUACUUCAUAUGCUUCAAGUGGAUCCUAUGAAACGCGCGACCAUCAAAGAUGUUAUACAACACGAAUGGUUUCAGAAAGAUUUACCGGCUUAUCUUUUUCCGCCAAUUAAUGAAAGUGAAGCAUCAAUUGUUGAUAUAGAAGCAGUCAAAGAAGUUACUCGACGUUAUGGAGUAUUAGAAGAGGACGUUACGAAUGCUUUACUGGGAGAUGAUCCUCAUCAUCACUUGAGUAUAGCGUAUAAUUUAAUUGUAGACAACAAACGCAUUGCAGAUGAAACUGCCAAAUUGUCCAUUGAAGAAUUUUAUCAAGUUUCACCAAUUGCGAAAAUUCAUCCAUCAGACUUACCUCAUCGCCAUCCUGAACGAAUGUCAGCAUCAAAUAAAAUUGCACCGAAUUUGGAAACUAUCAGCACUGGUCAAAAAUCGCCGCAUGUCAAGAGGGCGAAAUGGCAUCUUGGAAUUCGUAGUCAGAGUCGACCAGAAGAUAUUAUGUACGAGGUAUUCAGAGCUAUGAAAAAUCUUGACUUCGAGUGGAAGAUUCUUAAUCCAUAUCAUGUUAUUGUGCGGAAAAAGCCAGAAAACCCAACUUAUGAACCGCCAAAGAUGAGUUUGCAAUUAUAUCAAGUAGAUCAAAAAAGUUAUCUUCUUGAUUUUAAAAGUCUUGUGGAUGAAGAAACUGCUGGAAGCGCAAAUUCUUCUCGUCAUGCUUCAGUCUCAACACCUGUUAGGCCAUCUUUUCGUGGUAGUCGUGCACAAUCACUUCCAAUGCCAAUGGAGGCUUUACAGGUUGAUCAACAAACACCGCCUCCAUCACCGACCGUCACCAAACAGUCACAAACGAUGCAAUUUUUCGAAAUGUGUGCUUCACUGAUUGGAACUUUAGCGCGUUGA